Auanema sp. JU1783 is the source of this 1293-nucleotide messenger RNA. NCBI's taxonomy places the organism in Eukaryota, Metazoa, Nematoda, Chromadorea, Rhabditida, Rhabditidae. The record is from the annotation of a GenBank genome assembly.
AUGAUUGAGACAUGCUGCACACUAGAACCUCCAUUUGCAUACGCUUUGAAUCAUGACAUCGCUUCCUGUUAUCGAGAGGAAACUGAUAUUUAUUUAUUAGGCAAAAAGUUUACCAAGAAAGAUGGACUGGAAAAAAUAAGAGAAUAUGUUCGGUCACGCUUUUGGUUUACUUAUCGGAAAAACUUCUCACCUAUUGGAGGAACAGGCCCGGAGUCUGAUCAAGGCUGGGGUUGCAUGCUUCGCUGUGCUCAGAUGGUCUUAGGAGAGGUGCUUCUGAGAAGACAUAUCGGCAAACAUUUCAUAUGGAAUGAAAAGAACGAGAAAAACUCUAAUUACGACAAGAUUUUGGAAAUGUUCCAUGACGAAAAAACCGCUUUGUAUUCAAUACAUCAAAUAGCGCAAAUGGGCGUAUCUGAAGGUAAAGCUAUAGGUGAAUGGUUUGGACCAAAUACAGCUGCUCAGGUUUUGAAGAAGUUGGCUAUUUUUGAUACCUGGUCAAAUAUAGCCGUUCAUGUUGCUUUAGAUAAUAUUCUGAUCAAAAGCGAUGUUACAAAAGUGGCAACUAUGUCGACAUAUGAUGCUGUUAAGUUGAUAAGCGCUGAUGGAUGCGUGGAUGAAUCCCAUUUAGCUCUGUCGACUGAAGCCCUAACAACAUCAUCAUGGCGACCUGUUCUUUUACUUGUUCCUCUCCGGCUUGGACUAACGAAUAUGAACAAGUGUUAUUUACCAGCUCUUCAGGAAUACUUCAAACUGGAUUCAUGUGUUGGCAUUAUCGGAGGCAGACCCAACAGAGCACUUUAUUUCGUUGGUAUCUUUGAUGACAAACUCAUCUACCUCGAUCCUCACUACUGCAGACCUUCCCUCAGUAGUAACAACCCAAAGGAGGUUAAAGUGGAAUCUAACGAGGAACCUUCAACCUAUCAUUGUGAUAUGACUUUCUGUAUGGACUUGGAUCAGGUGGACCCAUCCUUAGCAAUGGCUUUCUUCUGCGAAUCAGAAGAAUCUUUCAAAAAACUUUCGGAAGACUUAAAAACGCGCGUUUUCCCAUCUUCAAACCCUCCACUUUUCGAACAACUUAAUGAUCGACCGAAAUACUGGCCUCCCUUCGAACCUUACACUGGUGUGAAGGCCAAGAUUGAAAUGAAAGAGUUCGAUGAUAUGGGCGAUCCAAGUUACAUCAUUGAUGACGACUUCGAAGUGUUGCAUGAAGAUGAACCUCAUGGUACGGCAGCUGAUUUGGACUUCGAGUUGGAAGAUGAACAGUGUGAGUCCCCUAGUAAAGAGCUCGAUUAA